AUGUUCGAGUUUGUCCCCCGCAAAGUCGCGUUGAAGUCCCAAAAGGCUGCUAGCCGUCCCCAAGCCUCGUCAUAUGCCGGUCCCUCGACUCUACCCCAAGCCUUGGACAUCCACACCGACUCCCUAGACGUCAAAGGGAAAGGAAAGAGCGCCGGGAGUGCCAAGGAUGACGACUUCGCCGUGCUUCUUUGUCUCUCGCUCUCGGAUCACAGCCUGUGGUCCAAUGUUGACCUCCGAAUGGCUGUAACAAACGCGGACGACGGAUGGAUACCCCUCAGCUAUCUGAUCGGUCACUCCGCGCACUUUCUUCACCUCUCGACGCGUCCGCCGGAAGCCGCUCUGGCUAGAGCUGCGCGCACACAUGCAGUUGACCUGCUGGAGGUACGCAUGCUCGUCAGUAAGCCGGAGAAGGCCGCGUGGUAUGGGAAGGACGCGUCAUGGAAAGAAGAUACGGGGGGAUUUGAAGUCCGAAGGAAAGACUGGGACGAUGCGCUCAAGCGCGCGCGGAACUCGAACAGAAGCGAAUGGGAGGCCUGUACGGUGUAUAUCGAAGGCAUACCGCUGUCCCACCGCAGCGUCUCCAGCAUCUAUCGCUUUGCAUCGCACUUGGUCGUCUCUGACGUGAAUAUGAGCACCCGAGUUCAACAAAUCACCCUGCCUCCACAUCACCUUGAUCGCCCCGGGGACGCGCCGAAGUGCAAAGGGUUCGCGCUCGUCACUUUGGCCGGAGCGGACGACGCAUCUAGACUCGCAACCACAUGGCCUUGGCACCCUCGGCGGACGGUUCCCCCAGACGACCUCGCACAGUCGCUUCUGACCCUGGAUGCGGUCAAGUUUGGAUUCCGAUGUCUCGCAAAGGCGCGCUGGGAGAUGCUCAAGGAGGAAUAUGUGACUUACCGCCAACAGCUACUCAACGAGAUGACCCCGGCGGGGAGAGGUUCCACCCCCAAUCCAUCUUUAGUGGUGUAUACCGAGGAUGAGCGCAGCGAUGGCGGCGCCAAUGGACGGAGACCCGCGGAUGGCUGGGACUCGGCCCCCACUACGAACGGGAGCACAUUCGGACCCUCUUCACCUUUCCCUCUCGGCUGCGUUGUCUUCGUGCGGAACGUGCACCCCGAGACGAACAAGACGGCUCUGAAAGCCCUCUUCUCAUUGCGCGCUUUCAAGGACUCCCCGUCGGCGCUCGACUACAUUGAUUACAAUAAAGGGAUGCUGUCGUGUCACCUACGGCUUGCCAGCCCGCAAUACGCGCGCACGCUUGUAGAUGUGAUAUCGGCACGUCCUCCGUUGCAGAGUACCGGUCUCGACGCGAUCGGUACCGGAGCCCCGAACGGGUCACAAAAGCCAAUAGAGGUGGAACUGGUGGCGGGUGAGCGCGAGUCGUUGUACUGGGAGAGAGUGCCCGAGAAGGUGCGACGGGAUGCGGUGCGGCGGGCGAUCAUGCACCUCGAGGGUGGUGACGCAGGGGCGGAUGAUGGUGACGAGGACUCCAACCGGGAUGAAGGGACGAAGCGAGCACGGAAGCGUCGACGACGAGCAUAA
Molecule: messenger RNA, 1542 nt
Organism: Epithele typhae
Lineage: Eukaryota; Fungi; Basidiomycota; Agaricomycetes; Polyporales; Epitheliaceae
Exons: 4
Coding region: 1-1542 (513 amino acids)
Biological process (GO): telomerase catalytic core complex assembly
Molecular function (GO): telomerase RNA binding
Source: RefSeq, a predicted model, not a curated record